AUGUGUAGUCCCCAAACCAUACUGGAUAAGAUUGUGGACAAAAUUGUUGCUAAAGUGAUCCAAUCGGUGGUGAGUCAUAUCCGUUUUGUUACUUGCUACAAAGGAAACCUGGAGAAGUUGGAUGCUGAAAAGAAGAACCUGGAAGGUCAGUGGCUAAAAGUCAAUGAAGACGUUGAUAAAUACAAGACCCUUGGUGAAGACAUUGAGGCUAAUGUUUCAAACUGGCUAACAGAGGCGGACAAGAUGAUAAAAGAAGUUGAGGAAUUUGAGAAACACAAAACCGAUAAGGAAAGCAUGCAAUGCUUUAAAUUUUCGUGUCCCGACUACAUCUCGCGCUACAAAUUGAGCAAGCAAGCAGAAAGGAAGAUUGGUGAUAUCAAGAAUCUCACUCAAGAAGGAAAAUUUGACAAAGUUUCACAUCGUAAACCACCUCCUCAGAAACUUUUAUUCCCAUCCAGUGCUCAUUUUGUAAGUUUGGAUUAUAUGAGUUUUGAUUCCAGAGAAUCGGUUUUCAAGAGGAUCAUGGAUGCAUUAAAAGAUUCCAAGGUUUACAAGAUUGGGGUACAUGGACUAGGAGGGGUAGGUAAGACAAAAAUGGUUGAAGAGGUUGGCAAACAAGUGAAAAAAGAUGGACUUUUUGAUGAAGUUGUGAUGGCAGUAGUCUCUCAAGAUGCAAAUGUGAGAAAAAUUCAAUUGCAGUUGGUUGGGGGUUUGAAUCCAAAACCUGAUGUAGUGACAAUUACUGAUGAACAUGAGAGAGCAAAAGAAUUGUGGCUUAGAUUGGACAAUGGGAAGAAAAAUCUAAUAAUAUUGGAUGAUAUUUGGCAUGAACUAAGCUUGGACACAAUAGGUAUUCCUAUCACAGGUAGGAACAAAGUUGUGAUAACGUCUCGAAAUCAAGAUGUGUGGAAAAAUAUGGAAAUGGAUACAGAAAUUCAGAUCAAAGUACUAUCAGAGCCAGAAGCAUGGGCCCUAUUCAAGAACAAGGUGGGAGAUUCUGUUGAUUCUGAUCAAGAACUACAUGAUAUAGCAAAAGAGGUGUGUAAAGAGUGUCAAGGUUUGCCAGUUGCUAUACUUGUAGUUGGAGGUGCAUUAAAAGGUAAGCAGAAGUGUGUUUGGAAAAACGCACUUGAGAAGCUGAAAAAGUCUAUGCUACAGAAAAUUGAGGGAAUUAGCCCAAUGUUGUAUGACUCCCUGAAGUUGAGCUAUGUUUAUUUAUCUGAGGAUGCGAAAUCAUGCUUCUUGCUCUGUUGUAUGUUUCCUGAAGAUGCCGAGAUUCCAAUUGAGGAAUUGGUGAGACAUUGCAUGGCGAGAAGGUUGCUUGCUCAAAAGCCGGAUACACUCGAAGAAGCAAGAGAUACAGUAUGUACAGUGGUCAAUACGCUCAAAACUUGUUCUUUGUUGUUAGAUGGCACAGAUGAAAACGUUGUAAAAAUGCAUGAUGUCAUUCGAGAUGUUGCUGUUUCAAUUGCUGAUGAUGAAAAGGCAAUUCUUGUAAAACAUGGUGUUCAUGAGUGGCCGGAAAAAGGUACGUAUGAAUCUUACUUGGCAAUCUCAUUAAGGUCCAAAACUGUUCAUGAGGUUCCCAAUAAAUUGGGAUGUUCACAACUCCACACCUUAUUGUUGGAAUGUAUCGAUCCCUUGGUUACUAUUCCAGACAUGUUUUUCGAUGGGAUGGAGAAACUUACAGUUUUAGAAUUGAAUGGAGUACGUAUGUUGCAACUUCCACCAUCACUUGCAAAUUUGGUUAACCUUCGGAUGUUAUGUCUACAUAAAUGCCAGUUGGGAGACAUAACUAUACUCAAGGAUCUAAAGAACAACCUUGAAGUGCUUAGCCUUCGGGGUUCUGAUAUCAAGGCCUUACCAUCAGAGAUUGGACAAUUGACUCAACUUCGGUUGUUAGAUUUGAGAGAUUGUUACAAACUCUCAAAGAUUCCAAAAGGUGUCAUAUCCAAUUUGUCUCGCCUGGAAGAACUAUACAUUUUAAAUAGCUUUGUGGGAUUGGAGGAUGCUACAGUCAACAAGGAACUUGAUAAGUUGGGUAAGUUAACGCCAUUAACCACUUUACAUAUACACAUACCAAAUGCCAUGCUACUGCCUAAAGAGAUCUGCUUUAAAAACUUGAUCAGAUUUAUAAUAUCAACGGGUGAAAGGUCUGGUAAUUUGGAAUAUCAGUCAUCAACAAGGAUAUUUAAACUUGUAGGCGUUCCCUUAAGGGAUGAGUUUAAUGUUUUGUUGGAGAGAGCAGAAGUGCUUCAUUUGGAAAAAGUGGAAGGCUUACAGAAGGUGUAUCACAGACUAUAUCCAUCAGGGUCCUUCAAUAAAUUAACUGUAUUAACAAUUAAAUAUUGUAAGUUGAAAUAUCUCUUCUCCCCAUCAUGCGCAAGAGGACUUCUGCAAAUUCAACGACUAGUAAUAAAAGAUUGUGAGGUCAUGGAAGGAAUUGUUGGAAAUGAAGGAGAAGAAAAUGAAGAGGCAGUCACAAGUGAGGCAAUUAAUUUUAGUCAAUUGAAAUAUAUGGAGUUGAGAAGUCUACCCAGCCUCGUAAGCUUCUACCCCAAAAUGGAGAAGACAACGACAGCAAAGGAAAAUUCAUCAACCCAAGCACACUCUCUCUUUAAUGAAAAGGUCACGUUCCCUGCCUUGGAGGAAUUGUCUAUUCAUGGACUACCAAAGCUGACAGAGAUAAAAGAAGUAUUAGAGAAUGGGGAAAAAGAAGAAAAAGCAGAAAACAACACUAGUACCAUAUCGUUCCCUCACCUAACAAGAAUGAAUUUUGAUAAUUUGGAGAGCCUCAAAAGCUUUUGCACCUCUAGAUCUGAAACACAAUCCUUCUUUACUAGCCAGGUCACGUUCCCUGCCUUGGUGGAAUUGUAUAUUGCUGAACUACCAAAGCUGGCAGAGAUAUGGGAUAGGAAAUUACUUCCAUUAGAGUUCUUUAAAGAAUUGAGAGAUGUGACCAUCUGGAGCUGUGAGAAAUUGGUGAAUGUCGGUUCGUCCAAUAUGCACCGACAAUUACCGAAACUAAAAGAACUUUAUGUUCGGGAUUGUCAAGAGCUGAAAGUAGUAGUAUUGGAGAAUGGGAAAAAAGAAGAAAAAGCAGAAAACAACACUAGCACCAUAUCGUUCCCUCACCUAACCAGAAUGAAUUUUAAUAAUCUGGAGAGCCUCAAAAGCUUUUGCACCUCUAGAUCUAAAACACAAUCCCUCUUCACUAGCCAGGUCAUGUUCCCUGCCUUGGUGGAUUUGUUUAUUUCUGGACUACCAAAGCUGACAGAGAUAUGGGAUAGGAAAUUACUUCCAUUAGAGUUCUUUAAAGAAUUGAGAGACGUGACCAUCUUGUUCUGUGAGAAAUUGGUGAAUGUCGGUCCGUCCAAUAUGCACCGACAAUUACCGAAACUAAAGGGACUUCAUGUUUGGGGAUGUCAAGAGCUGAAAGUAGUAGUGUUGGAGAAUGGGGAAAAAGAUGAAAAAGCAGAAAACAACACUAGUACCAUAUCAUUCCCUCACCUAACAAGAAUGAAUUUGAAUAAUUUGGAGAGCCUCGAAAGCUUUUGCACCUCUAGAUCUGAAACACAAUCCCUCUUCACUAGCCAGGUCACGUUCCCUGCCUUGCAGGAAUUGUUUAUUAGUGAACUACCAAAGCUGACAGAGAUAUGGGAUAGGAAAUUACUUCCAUUAGAGUUCUUUAAAGAAUUGAGAGAUGUGACCAUCUGGGGCUGUGAGAAAUUGGUGAAUGUCGGUUCGUCCAAUAUGCACCGACAAUUACCGAAACUAAAAGGACUUUAUGUUCGGGAUUGUCAAGAGCUGAAAGUAGUAGUGUUGGAGAAUGGGGAAAAAGAAGAAAAAGCAGAAAACAACACUAGUACCAUAUCGUUCCCUCACCUAACCAGAAUGAAUUUUAAUAAUCUGGAGACCCUCAAAAGCUUUUGCACCUCUAGAUCUGAAACACAAUCCCUCUUCACUAGCCAGGUCACGUUCCCUGCCUUGCAGGAAUUGUUUAUUUAG
Camellia sinensis is the source of this 4008-nucleotide messenger RNA. The record is from RefSeq and is a predicted model, not a curated record. Lineage: Eukaryota; Viridiplantae; Streptophyta; Magnoliopsida; Ericales; Theaceae.